AUGGCUCCCACCCAACCCUUACUGUCGUCUAAGGACAUUGAGAAACCUAAACUAAGAAGAAUAGGAAAGAACCAAAGAAUUCAAAAGCGACCCCUCCUCCACCCCGCAAUCGCGUCACCCCGCUCCUCUUCCGAGAAAGUCGUCUACGUCUCUCCCAGUUCACCAUUCAUCGCAAUUGUAAAGCGGGUCCGCAAAUAUCUCGAUGGCGCGGAAUUUCGCGCUGGACCUACAAUUUUGCCUAGUACGGACAGGGAACUCAUGAAAGAAAUCGAAGAGGGCAUCAAACAUACUAGAAUGGGAAAGAAAGCUGGGAGUGGCAUUGGUGGCGAGGUCCUAAUGAAAGGAACAGGAAAAGCAAUUGAGAAAACCCUGAUGUUGGCGAAUUGGUGGCAGCAACAAGAAGGUGUGAGGGUGGUGGUUAGGACGAAGAGUGUAGCUGCCGUGGAUGAUAUUGUUGGGGUUGAUGGGGAGGAUGAGGGUGUGGGAGAAAGUGAGAGUAGAAUCAGGAGGGUUAGUGUGUUAGAAGUGGCAGUUUCCUAUAUUUGA
This is a messenger RNA of Sclerotinia borealis F-4128, 546 nucleotides long. The record is from the annotation of a GenBank genome assembly. NCBI's taxonomy places the organism in Eukaryota, Fungi, Ascomycota, Leotiomycetes, Helotiales, Sclerotiniaceae.